This is a messenger RNA of Rhineura floridana, 1479 nucleotides long. RefSeq names its product solute carrier family 2, facilitated glucose transporter member 5-like. Bases 1 to 1479 code for a protein of 492 amino acids. Gene Ontology annotation, molecular function: hexose transmembrane transporter activity. NCBI's taxonomy places the organism in Eukaryota, Metazoa, Chordata, Lepidosauria, Squamata, Rhineuridae. Gene Ontology annotation, biological process: monosaccharide transmembrane transport. The record is from RefSeq and is a predicted model, not a curated record. Gene Ontology annotation, cellular component: membrane. The transcript has 12 exons.
AUGACCACUAUCCAGAAAAGCACAGAUACCAGCGCAUCGGUGGUAGAAAAGCCUGCAGCCAAGAAAUUGCUGACAGACACGCUAUUCCGGACAGUGGUGGUCUCUGCCAUGGGAUCGAUGCAACAUGGUUACAAUCUUUGGGUGGUCUACUCCCCGACACUGCUAAUGAAAGACUUUACUCAUGAAGACAACCAGUAUAUGCUGUUCAUGCUGGAGAUCACCGUUAGUUUGUUUCCACUCGGAGGCCUCAUUGGGGCACUUGCUGUAGGAUCCAUGGUGGACACAUAUGGCAGGAAAGGUGCCUUGCUGAUCAAUAGCUUUUGCUCCAUGGUGUCUUCAAUGUUCAUGAUUUGUUCCACUGUGAUACAUGCCUAUCUGUUCUCUAUGUUUUCACGCUUCCUCGUUGGAAUAACCAUGGGCAUAUUCUCCGGUGUGGUUCCAUUGUACCUCGCAGAGAUCUCCCCUGUGAACUUGAGGGGAGCCAUUGGCAUGCUGCCCCACCUCUUCCUAACCUUAGGGGUCCUGCUGGCUCAGAUCCUUGCUUUUCAGGAAUUGCUGGGGAACAAAGAAGAUUGGCCAAUACUGAUGAGCUUCUCUGGGAUCCUGGCAUUAUUUCAGACCAUCGUCAUACCUGCCUUUCCUGAAAGUCCAAGGUAUCUACUGAUUCAGAAGAAUGAUGAAGAGAAGGCCAGGGAAGCCUUGAAGAAGCUGAGGCGCCAGGAUGACGUGGAACACGAGAUAAAAGAAAUAUGCCAGGAGAACCUCUCGGAGAAGUCAGACAAGGGCAUGAAUGCGCUGAAGCUGCUGUGCUACCCAGGCCUGCGGUGGCAAGUCAUCUCUAUCAUUAUCCUGAUGUCUGGCCAACAGCUCUCUGGAGUCAAUGCGGUAUACUUUUAUACAGACAGAAUCUACCUGUCUACAGUGAUAGAUAAAGAUAAUACCCGGUUCAUCGCUGUAGGGUCAACAAUUGCCAUCCUCAUCUUCGUCUUGAUUGGCAUGUAUCUCGUUGAUUCCAUGGGGCGGAAGCGUUUGCUUCUCUUUGGAUUUGGAAUAUGCACUUUCUUCUGCAUUGUAUUAACCAUGACCCUCGAACUUCAGGCCACCAUCUCGUGGAUGUCAUACAUCAAUGCAGUUUUCAUCAACGUGUUCCUUCUUGGACAUGCCAGCGGGCCGAGUUCGCUUCCCAAUCUAAUCACAGCAGAAAUGUUCCUGCAGUCAACGCGGUCUUCGGCCUUCGUGGUUGCGGGCUGUGUGCACUGGUUCCUGAACUUUUUUACGGUGACGACAUUUCUUCACUUACAGCAAUACAUUGGAUUCUACAGCUUCCUCAUUUGCUGUCCCAUCUGUGCCGCCACCUUCGUUUAUAUCUUCAAGAUGAUCCCUGAAACCAAGGGCAAGACCUUUGUGGAAAUCAGGAAGGUUGUUCCAGUCUAUGUGGGCAAGCGGGCCCUGGCCAAGCGGCGGCGGCGAGGCAGAUAG